AGUCCUGUCAAUUUAUUAAAAACCGUAUCUAGUCGCAUCCGCAAUUCCAUAAAUGGCUCCACCAGCAAAAUCCGCGGGCAAAGCGAUGAAGAAGUCCGGCAAGGCUCAGAAAAACAUCACCAAGUCCGACAAGAAACGCAAGCCCAAGAGGAAAGAAUCUUACGGUAUUUACAUCUACAAAGUACUGAAGCAGGUGCAUCCUGACACCGGAGUGUCGUCGAAGGCCAUGAGCAUAAUGAACAGUUUCGUCAACGACAUAUUCGAGCGCAUUGCUUCCGAAUCUAGUCGUCUCUCACACUACAACAAACGUUCCACAAUAACCAGUCGGGAGAUUCAAACCGCCGUCCGCUUGUUGUUGCCCGGAGAAUUAGCAAAACACGCCGUCAGUGAAGGCACCAAAGCCGUGACGAAAUACACCAGCUCUAAGUAAAUUAAUCUGUGAAAUGUUAUGGAACUCCUCUCACUAUAUCAUUUUAAAACGGCCCUUUUUAGGGCCACAAAUCUUAAUAAGUAUUUAUUUGUAACGUUUUUUAUAAUAUGCGGGGUCAUGUAAAAAACAAGUGUUAAAAGUUUUUUACUAUACUCGUAAAAACAAUAUUGUUAAUUCUUAUUAUAGAUUUAACUAUUACAGAUUAUAUUUAUGUACCUUAUCACG
Messenger RNA from Cinara cedri, 655 nucleotides. The record is from the annotation of a GenBank genome assembly. NCBI's taxonomy places the organism in Eukaryota, Metazoa, Arthropoda, Insecta, Hemiptera, Aphididae.